Messenger RNA from Botrytis deweyae, 1431 nucleotides. RefSeq lists its product as uncharacterized. The record is from RefSeq and is a predicted model, not a curated record. The transcript has 6 exons. NCBI's taxonomy places the organism in Eukaryota, Fungi, Ascomycota, Leotiomycetes, Helotiales, Sclerotiniaceae. The coding region runs from base 1 to 1431 and encodes 476 amino acids.
AUGUCAGGAUCAGAAGAAAUCAAAGAGAUAAACCAAUCCGGUAAACUCAUCGCUACAUACAUUCGCUCUCACACUACUGAUACUUCUGGCACGAAAUCUGACCGGAUCGAUGUCGAUAUACCAAAAGGUCCAUCGACAUGGGUUAUGAGCUUGGUAGGGGCAUUCAUGCCGGUGGGAUAUCCGGAUAGUGUGACGGAGGAUUAUACUGCGUAUCAAUUUUAUGAUUCUAUUCAGGCUUUUGCUAGUACGAUUGCGGGGUUGUUGGCUAGUAGGGCUGUGCUUCAAGGUCUCGGCGUAGGCGACUCCACCGCCUCAGCAACCCACGCCGUUCUCCUCUCCAUCCUCCAAGAAUCCGCAGGCCGUAUCUCCACCAUCCUCUUCGCGCACCGACUCGGCAGCGCUCUCGAGCCCGAGUGCAAAAAAUAUCGUCUCAUGGCUGAUAUCUUCAACGAUGCUGCUAUGAUUCUAGAUUGCAUCUCACCCGCUUUUCCCAAAAUCCCCCGCGUGUUUUUACUCAGUGCGAGCAGUGUGUGUAAAUCACUCUGUGGGGUUGCGGCGGGAAGUAGCAAGGCAAGUUUGAGUGCGCAUUUUGCGAAGAUGGGAAAUUUGGCAGAGUUGAAUGCGAAAGAUGCAAGUCAGGAAACUCUCAUAUCCCUCCUGGGUAUGCUCGUUGGAACAUUUGUCGUUUCCAGGAUUUCCUCUCAGGUAGCCACGUGGAUUGCAUUGCUCACUCUCCUCUCCAUUCAUCUCGGUACGAACUAUAUGGCCGUCCGAUCCGUCACCAUGCGUACCCUCAACAGACAACGAGCCAAUCUCGUCAUCUCAUCUUUCCUCUCACACACAGGACACGAGAAGAACACAACUGGCCUCCCUUCCCCUCGAGAAAUAUCACUCCAAGAACGCAUUUUCGAGCGCGACGGCGCAAUCCGCAACAUCCAAGGCGCAAUCCUCGCUUACUGCAAAGUCGGCACGAGUCUCCAAGAACUACUCUCUUCAAUCUCCACACCCACAGCUGCAGGAAAUUAUGCACAAAAUGAUCCAAUCCUCACAUCUCUCCUAUCCAUCUACAAAUCUCAGGGUUACAUAAUGUGGUAUUCCCCUUCUCGCCAUACAUUCCUCGUUCUUCUGAAAGAAGGAACAUUACCGCAAGUUCAAUUAGACGCGUGGUUCCACGCUAUUUUCGCCGUCACUUUUAGGGAGGAGGAGAAGAAGAAGAAGAAGAAGAUCCGGGAUUCUGAGAAUGAGAGGAUGGAUAAUCAACAUAUUCUAAAUUGGAUGAAGCAAUCGCUAGAGGAAUCGGAGAAGUGGAGAGCGGAAAUGAAGUUUUACGAGCGCUUGGAGAGGAUAGGGUGGGAUUUGAAUACCCCGGCCAUUGAGGUGACAGCGGGAACGAGAUUGGUUGUUGGGGGUGGAGAGGAGAGGGGAGUGUAG